Molecule: messenger RNA, 2185 nt
Organism: Amphiprion ocellaris (clown anemonefish)
Lineage: Eukaryota; Metazoa; Chordata; Actinopteri; Pomacentridae
Gene: atg10
Product: ATG10 autophagy related 10 homolog (S. cerevisiae)
Exons: 7
Coding region: 507-1235 (242 amino acids)
Biological process (GO): protein modification by small protein conjugation; macroautophagy; protein lipidation
Cellular component (GO): intracellular anatomical structure
Molecular function (GO): Atg12 transferase activity
Source: RefSeq, a predicted model, not a curated record
GAACUACUGUGGGACUUAGAAAAUUUCAGCCCUCAGACUGUGUGAAAGCUCAGGUCCUGAGGACUCGGGAGGUCUGGAGGCUUUGAAAGUCUUGGAACUGAGGGUUCAACCCUCCAGCACAAAGGCUAAAGUCCAACCUCCUGAGAAAAACGAUCGAGUCGAGACUCAAGUUAAAAAAAAAACUCGAAAAUGGCAAAAAAAAAUAGAUGAGAAAUGCGCAAAAAAAAAAAAAAAGUAUCGCGCGCAGCUUAGAGGGAACAGUGGUCCCAAAACUGUUGAUAAAUUAUUUCUCAAUAAAACCUCAUAACCAGUUACAUAAGAACACCCUCUUUACUGACCUCUUUACCAAUAAACCCCAAGACAUACUUUGCCAAAAUCCAUAAUAAUCCUACGCUACAACCCGGAAGAGGCGGUGCUCACGUGAUCUCUCGACCCGGAAGAUAAAUAUUGUUGUGUUUUCAUCAGUAUGUGCAGUACAGUCAGGAUAUCAGCCGCCGUCCAGCAAGAUGAGCAGCUAUGUGCUGGAUGAGGAGAAGUUCCAUCACUGCUGUCAGCUCCUCCUUCAGCAGUCAGAGCAGCUGAGAGAUGGUUGGAUCUGGGAGGUGGUUCAGGGUUCCGAGGAGGGCUACCUGAGGAAGACGGCUCUCAGGUCAGUCACCCUUGACUCAGAAUCCGCACAGAAACAGGAAGGAUCGGGUUCAGACUCAGAGCCACACACUUCCUGUCCCUCCAGCGUUGAACCACAUGGACAGGAAGGCGAACAGCCUGACUGCAUCAAAGAUGACACAGAUGAUGACGAUGCUGGGAUCUGCACGGUGACUGAAAGCAGCAGCCAGGUGCUCCAGUUCGAGUAUCACAUCCUGUACUCCUGCAGCUACAGUUCUCCUGUGCUGUACUUCAGAGCCUUCACUCUGGAAGGGAGAAGUCUUUCACUAGAGGAGGUGUGGAGCUCAGUUCAUCCAAAUUUCAGGCUUCGUCUUCAGAACAGUCCUCUGAACACAAUCACUCAACAGGAGCAUCCCCUGCUUGGUCAGCCUUUCUUUGUGCUCCACCCAUGCAGGACGGAGGAGUUCAUGAGACCUGUGCUGCAGGUGGCUCAGGACCAGCACAGGCCAGUGAACUACGUGUUGUCGUGGCUUAGUGUGGUCGGUCCUGUGGUGGGACUGGACGUCCCUCUGAAGUACUCCACUCUGGUCCAUCCUGCCUCCUCAGUCAGCAGCACCGAGCCGGACUGAGAAUGAAGCUGCUCUGGCUAACUUAGCAUCACCAGCUCUGUGGCAUCUGUCUGCAUGCAGAUUAGAUCAUCAGGCAUAGUGAGUCUCCAGACUUUCAAGGCCUUGAAGUUUGUCUGCGGGGCAGUUAGUGCUAUUUUUAUUGCACGUCUUUGUUGGUAUGCUAGACUACAGUAAAAACUGAAACACUACUGACAGCAUUGGAUCAUUUCGCCAUUUUUAUUUGAUUUUGACAACAUGUUUUCUACAAAGAAAAAAAGCAUUUAAUGCUGUUAUUAGGUGGAUACCUUCUGCUGUUGCGGUGGGUCUUUGGUGCCCUCUCUGUGGGGACAAAGUUUACAUGGACCUGAUUACAGCUGACUGAAGAGCAGCUCCAGACCUCACCUGUCUGACAACAGGGAUGACUGGCCUGGAGCUCCUGACCUGCUCUCCAGCUCUCACCCUUCUCUCCACAAACCAAUGUGGCUAAUUGUUCCCCCACCCUGUUUUUUCCUCCACCCAGACUGUAGCAAUCAGCACAGCAGGUUUAAAUCUGCAGCCGACCUCACAGUCAGAGCGACUGGGAUAUUAAUGUGAGCAGUUUGCCUUGGUGCCUGUCAUGGUUUCUGUGUUCUGUGGAAAAAUUUAACUUCUGUUAGCAGCUGAUUACCUUGCUUCGAAGUUACUUGUUGUUUGGUAUUUUCUCUGAUAAGUGUUGUUUAUAUUUUUUUACUUGCACUCAUUUGUUAGUUACUUUUGUUAGUCAGGUGGAUGUUGCUAUUGGGUCUAAUUUUGGCUAGGGAGUCUGGUUGUUUUCUUUUGUUAUUUUGUCUUAGCAAGUUUUGUUUCUUUGUUAGCCUUUAUUGGAUUUUAAUUGAUUGUUUGAUUUAGCAAACCCCAACCUGCCCUGUUUUAUUUUCAUCGCCACUUCUUUUUGUUAAUUAUGUCAUUAAGCAAUAAAUCGCUUUACUAUA